This is a messenger RNA of Pelobates cultripes (western spadefoot toad), 24535 nucleotides long. NCBI's taxonomy places the organism in Eukaryota, Metazoa, Chordata, Amphibia, Anura, Pelobatidae. The record is from the annotation of a GenBank genome assembly.
GGAAGCACGGGUUCUUAUAGAACGUUAAAGCACACGCACACUGUGGGUAUGGAUGAACGCUAUUACAACCUGUCAAAGGAGCAAGCUGCAAUCAAAGCAAAAUACCCACCCGUGAUAAAAAAUCAUGAAUGUAGGUGAAGCCUCGUUGUAUUGAACAGUCCAGAAACGAACACCGUUAGUGUUUUAUUCCCACUUUAUUAGGCUCAUAUAUAUAUAUAAUCAGGUUAUGGAUAAAGAAUGAUUAUGGGGCAAAGUUCGAAGAGGUAGAUCAGUUGGCAGCAACCAUACAUUGCUUUCCUUGGUGACUGUUCCACUUUUCGAGCUUUAACCCAGAACUUUUAAUUAUAUAUAACAACGUUGUUGUUGUUGUGUUGUUUUUUUGUUUGUUUUUUUUAGUUGAAAGAAAAUAAACUAAACGCUGCAUGAUAAAAUGUACCAAUGUACCUUAGUGCUUUAUAUGUUAUUCUUGCUGUCAUAAUUAGAAUAGUAGCCAGGUAUAUUUAGUCUUUGCCUACCAGGGUUAGUAAUAUAAUACUUUUUUCAACGGAAGCCCUAGUUGUGAGCUCUCAAUAACCAUUGUUGGUUACUGUUAGUUUGUUGAUCAUUGUUACAAAAGCUUCUGUAGUGGGGUUGUUUUCGCUAAACUGUGCGUUGUGACUCGAGAACUAGCUUGUAGAUUUUCAGCUAAAACUGUCAAAUUGGAUAAAACCUUGAAUUCAGCUGUAUUAAAGAUUUUUUUCCAACCUUGUGGACUUUUAAUUUUUCAAGUUGAUUUACAAGUUACCACACCUCUUUGGUUUCUAAGUAAGAGACAAAGUGUUCUGACACACCUGUUUCAUAUUCCUGUGCUGUAGGUGUAUAGUUGUUGUUGUUACAUAGGCUGAAAAGAGAAAUGCCUCCAUCAAGGUUAGCCUUUCUCAUUUCUGUUUUUGCUAUUGAUCCAAAAGAUGCCAAACCUUUGUUAACCUGUCUUCCUAACUAAAAUGCUCCAUUCCAUUUAGCAAUUUGUAGCCCACCUCUGCACUCUUUCUAGUGCCACAAUAUCCUUCUUUAGAACAGAUGCCCAAAAUUACACAGCUUAUUCAAGGUGUGGUAUUACCAGUAAUUUAUAAAGAAGCAAAUUUUUAUUUAAUCUGCCAUUUAAAUUCACAGUCUCCUAAUCCAGUGGUUCCCAAACCAGUCCUUGUGGAACCCCUACCAGUCCAGGAUUUAGGGAUCACUCUGUUGUGUCCAAGGUGUGUGUGUUUUCUUUUUUUUAUUUAUUUAUUUUUUUUUAAAACACCUUAGAUAAUCCCUGAAUCCUGGACUGGUAGGGGUUCCACGAGGACUGGGUUGGGAACCACUGUCCUAAUCUAUUUAAAUCCAUCUGCAGCAAUGUAAUAUUCUGCUCACAUUGUAUUACUGUAGAGUUUUGUGUAAUCUACAAACAAUGAAACAUGGCUUUCAAUGUCUAUUUCAAGAUCAUUUAUAUACUGAACAAAAUUAUAAAGGCAGCAUUUUUCAUGAGCUGAACUCAAAAAUCGAAGACUUUUUCUAUGUACACAAAAUGCCUAUUUCUCUCAAAUAUGGUUCACAAAUCUGCCUAAAUCUGUGUUAGUGAGCACUUCUUCUUUGCCGAGAUAAUCCAUCCACCUCACAGGUGUGGCAUAUCAAGAUGCUGAUUAGACAGCAUGAUUAUUGCACAGGUGUGCCUUAGGCUGACCACAAUAAAAGCAGUGUCUGCAUAGUCUGAUUUAUCGUACUACAUUAACCCCUUAAGGACGGAGCCAAAUGUACACGUUGUGAACGAUACAAAAUGUAAACAAAACCUGGCAUUUGCGCUACAUGUCUGUCCAACCGUAAUUCACCUCUUUCAUAGUAAAUGCACCCACCCUUAUUAUAUAUAAUUUUAUUCAGGGGAAACAGGGCUUUCAUUUAAUAUCAAAUAUUUAGCUAUGAAACAUAAUUUAAUAUGAAAAAAAUGGGAGAAAAUAGAUUUUAUUUUUUAUUUUUUUAGUUCUACAUGACAUUUUAACGGUCAAUGUCAUAAUACUGUUUGCUUUUACUGCAAUAAAAUACACAUAUUUGUAUUCAGCAAAGUCUCACGUGUAAAACAGUACCUCCUAUGUACAGGUUUUAUGGCGUUUUGGGAAGUUACAGGGUCAAAUAUAGCACGUUACAUUUGAAAUUGAAAUUCGCCAGAUUGGUUACGUUGCCUUUGAGACUGUAUAGUAGCCCGGGAAUUAAAUUUACACCCAUAAUGGCAUACCAUUUGCAAUAGUAGACAACCCAAGGUAUUGCAAAUGGGGUAUGUCCAGUCUUUUUUAGUAGCCAUUUGGUCACAAACACUGGUCAAAGUUAGCAUUAGUAUCUGUUUGUGUGAAAAAUGCAAAAAAACGCCAAUUUUGGCCAGUGUUUGUGACUAAGUGGCUACUAAAAAAGACUGGACAUACCCUGUUUGCAAUACCUUGGGUUGUCUACUAUUGCAAAUGGUAUGCCAUCAUAGGGGUAAUUUUCAUUCUUGGGCUACCAUAGGGUCUCAAAGGCAACGUAACCAAUCUGGCGAAUUUUAAUGUGAAAAAAAUGAAACACAAGCCUUAUAUUUGACGCUGUAACUUUUGAAAACACCAUAAAACCUGUACAUGAGGGGUACUGUUGUACUCGGGAGACUUCGCUGAACACAAAUAUGUGUUUCAAAACAGUAAAAAGUAUUGCAGCAAUAAUAUCAUCCGUGUAAGUGCUGUUUUGUGCAUGAAAAAUGCAAAAAACUUCACUUUUACUGGCGAUAUCAUUGUUGUAAUACAUUUUACUGUUUUGAAACACUAAUAUUUGUGUUCAGCGAAGUCUCCCAAGUAAAACAGUACCCCCAAUUUACAGGUUUUAUGGUGUCUUGGAAAGUUAUAGGGUUAAAUAUAGUGCUAGCAAAUUAAAUUCCCUAUACUUUCGGCAUGGGUUGUCAGGCAGGUCCCGCUAAUUGUAAUUAAUUAGGAUACCUAAUUAUGUAAAAAUAUUACAUAAAUAUAUGUGUAGAAUUAAUAUAUGUAUAUAUAUACAUAUGUGUAUAUAUACAUAUAUAUAUAUAUAAUUUUUUUUAAUAUUUUUAUUUAUAUAUAGGUGUAUAUAUAUAGUGAUAUAUAUGUAUAUAUUUAUGUAUAUAGAUAUAUAUAUUAUUUCGUUCUACGUGUAUUUUGAUAUAAAUAUAUAUAUAUUAAUAUCACAAUACAGUUAGAACGAAAUAACAAACAUCUAUAUAUUUUUUAUUAUUUAUUUUUAAUUAUUUUUUUAAUUUUAUUUUUUUUACGUAUUUACAUUUUUUUAUAUUAUAUAUAAAUAUAUAUAUAUAACAAUUAUAUAUAUAUAUAUAUAUAUUUAAUCAGUAUUAGUCUACGUGUAAUUUGAUAGUAAUAUAUAUAUAAAUAAUUAUAUAUAUUAAUAUUUAAAUACACUUCGUGUAUGUGUAAAUGUGUGUGUGUGUGUGUGUGUGUGUGUAUAUAUAUAUAUAUACUUAGAUCAUAUAUAUAUAUAUAAUAUAUAUGAUCUAAGUAUAUUUUAUAUGUAACUGUAAUUUUUUUUUUUUUAAACUAAUAUUUUAUUUUUUUUACAGGAGAGGGGGCAGAGACAGUGUCAGCCAGUGAUUUUACAUCACUGGCUGACACACAGGAUCAGUGAUCACAGUGACUGCCUGUCACUGUGAUCACCUCCUGCAGAUUGGGUAAUUGGCCACAGGGGGGAGUGCCUGGGUGGUACAAGCACUCCCCUCUUCCAAUCUGCAGGGGAAUCUUUGUGCCAGUUACAUGUAACACUGAUCGCAGUGACAGGCUGUCACUGUGAUCAGAGCGCUCUGAGAUCGCAGUGACAGCCUGUCACUGCGAUCUCAGACAGUGCAGAUCGCGGUCACUGACCCCAGGGGGACUGCCUGGGGGGCCAGGUAAGUCCCCCGGCCACGUGUGUCAGACGAUUUGAAAUCGGCUGACACACGUUAAAAACUGAUCGCAGUGACAGCCUGUCACUGCGAUCAGAGACUGCAGAUCGCGGUCACCGGCCACAGGGGGGGUUGCCUGGGGGGCCGGGCAUCCCCCCCGACCGCGAUCUGCAGCGGGUGACUAGCGCCAGCCACAUGGGCGGCCAUUAAAGUGAGGGCGUACUAUUACGCCCUCCGGCGUUUAGAGCCAGCUCCUGCAGGGCGUAAUAGUACGCCCUCCGGAUUUAAAGGGUUAACAUAUAGUCUAUAUAUUGUGAGAUUAUCCAUUUUAUAGCGCAGCCCUUCACCCCCUUUUCUUCUUCUGGCCACUAUAAAAUGUGCAGUUUUACUGUAUUGGAUGGGUCUGGGGGGAGGGUUCCGAAAAACAGUCAAUAUCUGGUGUGACCACCAUUUGCCUCAUGCAGUGCAACACAUCUCCUUCACAUAGAGUUGAUCAGGUUGUUGAUUGUGGCCUGUGGAAUGUUGAUCCACUCCUCUUCAAUGGCUGUGCGAAGUUGCUGAAUAUUGGCAGGACCUGGAACAAACUGUCGUAUACGCCGAUCCAGAGCAUCCGAAACAUGUUCAGUGGGUGACAUGUCUGGUGAAUAUGCUGGCCAUUCAAGAACUGGGAUGUUUUCAGCGUCGAGGAAUUGUGUACAGAUCCUUGCAACAUGGGGGCUGUGCAUUAUCUGCAACAUGAGGUGAUGGUCAUGGAUGAAUGGCACAACAGGAUCUCAUCACGGUAGCUCUUUGCAUUCAAAAUGCCAUCAAUAAAAUGCACCUGUGUUCGUUGUCUAUAACAUACGUCUGCUCAUACCAUAACCCCACCGCCACCAUCGGCCACUCGAUCCAUAACAUUAACAUCAGCAAACCGCUAACCCUCACAAUGCCAUACACGCUGACUGCUAUCUGCUCUGUACAGUGAAAACCGGGAUUCAUCUGUGAAGAGAACACCCCUCGAAAGUGCCAGACUCCAUCGAAUGUGAGCAUUUGCCCAUUCAAGUCGGUUAUGACGACGAACUGCAGUCAGGUCGAGACCCUGAUGAGGACGACGAGCAUGUAGAUGAGCUUCCUUGAGACGGUUUCUGACAGUUUGUGCAGAAAUUCUUUGGUUAUGCAAACCGAUUGUUGCAGCAGCCGUCCGAGUGGCUGGUCUCAGAUGAUCUUGGAGGUGAAAAUGCUGGAUGUGGAGGUCCUGGGCUGGUGUGGUUACACUUGGUCUGCGGUUGUGAGGCAGGUUGGAUGUACUUCCAAAUUCUCUGAAACGCCUUUGAAAACGGCUUAUGGUAGAGAAAUGAACAUUCAAUUCAUGGGCAACAGCUCUGGUGUUCAUUCCUGCAGUCAGCAUGCCAAUUGCACGCUCCUUCAAAACAUGCAUCAUCUGUGGCAUUGUGCUGUGUGAUAAAACUGCACAUUUUGGAGUGGCCUAAGGCACACCUGUGCAAUAAUCAUGCUGUCUAAUCAGCAUCUUGAUAUUCCACACCUGUGGUUGAUGGAUCAUCUGGGCAAAGAAGUGCUCACUAACACAGAUUUGUGAAUAUUUGAGAGAAAUAGGCCUUUUGUGUACAUAGAAAAAGUCUUCAAUUUUUGAGUUCAGCUCAUGAAAAAUGGGGGCAAAUACAAAAGUGUUGCAUUAAUAAUUUUGUUCAGUGUACAUAUGUUAAAAAGUAGCAGUCCCAGAACAGAACCCUGAGGGACACCACUUACUACUUUUGUCCAUCUUGAAUAUUAACCAAUAAUUACAAUUCUCUGUGCUCUAUUUUUAAGCCAAUGUUCCACCCAAGAACAAUAAUUUUCAUCUAGACAAAGUUCUUUUUGUUUGAACACUAAUCUAUUAUGUGGAACCGUAUCAAACACCUUGGCAAAAUCCAAACCGAUCACAUCCACUGCAACACUCUGAUCUAUACCUCUACUUACCUUUUCAUAUAAUUAAAUUAGUUUGACCUAUGUUUCAUAAAACAAUGUUCUUCCCAAUGAAUUCCUGAAUAUUAUCCUUUUAAAGGGACAUUAUAGGCACCAAGAUCACUUCAUCUCAUUGAAGUGAUCUGGGUGUACUGUCCCUGUUCCCAUUAGUCCUGCGAUGUAAAACAUUGCAGUUUUAGAGAAACUGCAAUGUUUUCAUUGCAGUACUAAGACUACCUUUAGUGGCUGUUUACCUGAGAACCACAAGAGGUGUUUCCUAGAGUUUCACGGAGUUUGACUCUGAAACAACGCUGGGCGUUUUCAAGCUUUGCAGUUAAAAAAAACAAAAACAAAACAUAAAGCAUUGAGACUUCCUACGGGGAAGGCUUCUUACAUGCGCAUUAGGUACUCCCCCUAUCAGAUGAAGUCACAUGACAUUGAAGAUUUGUUUGUUAUACCAGAUCCAGACAAGCAUCCUUUCUAGUUGGUGCUUGUACCAAUUGGACCUGAAGAUUUCAUUUUGAAGGUUCAGAGAAUUAUUACCUCCAAUAAUUAACAUGUUACCUAGAUAUGCCGUUUUCCCAAUUUGCUCAAAUAUGCUUGAGCAAUUUACACCAAAGCUGGCUGUUCAGGAUUUUGCUAACCCUAGCUGUUUGUGAACUUUCUGUUGUUGCUUUAUCACUACUUGACUUUUCACAGCAAAACUUCUGAACUGUUUAUAACUAACUACUGGCACUGUGCUUGUCACUUGAAAAUACAAGACUAUAAUUAUUAUAAUUUUUUUUUUCAGAUUUGGAUCACACCGCAGAUGUUCAGUAUGUAUUUGAUACUUUCCUCAGUUUAGUUUGCAUAUUGUAUUCAUACACUUCCCAUGCACUUAUUGGGAUUGUUUCUAUUCAAUCCACAGAAGGCAGGACAGGGAUCCAUAUUUAUGACUGUCCCUUCAAAUGGGAUAAUUUUGUGAAGUAUUGUGCAUAUAGGAGAACCCAUGACUCAAAGCAGGACUUGACAAAUGUGUUUAGAAUCUAGGAGCUAGUUUUUUGUAAACUAACAAAGUUUAAUUUUCAAUGAGAAAAAUACACUUCUUAAGGGGACGCUAUAGUUCACAGCUUAAUGUAGUAGUUCUGGUGUCUACAGUCUCUCCCUGUAGGCUUUUCAGUGUAUAGACUGCCUUUUCAGAGAAAAGGCAGUUGUUUACAUUGCUGCCUAGUAACAACUCAAGUGGCAGUCUCUUUUGGGAGAGCUGGAGUGGAUCCUUUCCCUGUGGAACAGUGUGGCUGUUGUGAUCCUGUAAUCUUCUUGCUCUGUUCCCUCGUGCGCUGUUUAGUGAUGCUGAAGCCCGGAGUGAUGUCAUAUUCCGGCUCUCGGCAUCACUAAACCAUGCGGAUGCAGAGCAAGAACUGCAGAACAGUUCCUGCUCUCUUUCUACCUCCAACGAGGGGCAGACAAAUCACAGGCACCAGGACCACUUCAAUGUAGUCAUUGUGGGGGCUGGAGGUUCUAGAUCUAUGGCUUACCUUAUGAGGUUAAACUGUUUUGGGCAUUAGUAACUUGCACAGAAUUGACCUUGAGGCAGCCCAGAAAAGAGUUUCGUUCUGCAUAAGUCACUUGUGGGGGAUGCCAGUCUCCGGGCCAAAAGUGCACAUUACUCUGUAUAUGCAGCUUUUUAAGCCAGAAGUGGUCAUGAUUAAGUUUUAAGAGUAAAUAUAACACCUUUAACCCCUUAAGGACUGGACUGUUUUUGUGAUGUUGUACAUUUGCAACCAGGCCUCUUUUUACACUUUUGUGGUGUUUGUGUUUAGCUGUAAUUUUCCGCUCUCUCAUUUACUGUUCCCAUACAAAUUAUAUAUUGGUUUUUUUCAGGACAAAAGGGGCUUUCUUUACAUACCAUUAUUUUAUAUAAUCUCAUGUAAUUUAAUUUAAAAUAAAAAAAUAUGAUGGAAAAUUGAAAAAAAUACAUGUUUUUUUUACUUUUACUUGAAAAAUCUUUUACUCAUCUACAAAAGCGAAUGAAAAAACUGCUAAAUAGAUUCAAAAUUUUGUCCUGAGUUUAAAAAUACCCAGUGUUUACAUGCUUUUUUGCUUUUUUUGCAAGUUAUAGGGCUAUAGGUACAAAGUAGAUAUUGCAGUUUCAAAACAUACAUUUUUAAAAUUUAUCAAUAGUGACAUUGUAACACUAUUAUCUGUCAUAAAUCUCUGAAUAACACCCCACAUUUUUUUUUAAAGUAGACAACCCAGGGUAUUCAAUAUGGGGUAUGUCCAGUCUUUUUUAGUAGCCACUUAGUCGAAAACACUGGCCAAAGUUAGCAUUCAUAUUUGUUAGUGUGUGAAAAAAGUAAAAAACUAAAUUGAAAGCUAAUUUUGGCCAGUGUUUGUGACUAAGUGGCUACUAAAAAAGACUGAACAUACCCCAUUUGCAAUACUUUGGGUUGUCUUCUUUUGCAAAUGGUAUGCCAUCAUGAGGGUCAUUCUCAUUCCUGGGCUACCAUAUGCUCUCAAAGGCAAGGAAACCAACCUGGCCUUUCUCAAUGUAAAAAUAUUUGACCCAUAUGUUUGACCUUGUAACUUUCAAAACGCUAUAAAACCAGUACAUGGGGUUACUGUUAUACUCGGGAGACUUUUUUUUGCGUCAGAUAUUGGGACUACUUUACGCCAUUACCAGGUAGCAUUAUCAAGGUCCCAUAUCAUCAUAUUCUUUUUAGCACACCAAGAAAGGGGGAAAAAGAAAAGAAAAGAGGAAAAAAAAGGGGGCGGGGGUGGCGGGGGGGGGUGGGAGUUCUGCCAAUAUUUCUAACAUUAGUAGUCUAUUAACUCAUCAUCAGUAUGUCUUAAAGUAAUCUUGCUAUGGUGUUUCUGCCCCAAACGCUAGCCAAGGUUCCCAUGUCCUAACAUAGUGGUUUCUCUUCCCCUGAAUGGCCCAGUGAACUUCUUCAAGUUCCCUCAAAGCUUCUACUCUAAGAAUCUAUUGUUCUUUAGUUGGGAUACUAGGUUUAAGCCAAUACAACGGGAUCAAAGCAUUUGCCUCAUUCAAUAAAUAACUCAGCAAUGUCGGUUUAUUAUUCUCCUUAAAGGAAGCUGGCCAUCCCAAUAGGAUCUUAGAUGGGGAUAAUUGAUCAGGCAUUGGUAAAAUUUUAUAAAUGACACUCAAUACCUGUAGCCAAUAGCUCCUAAUAAGUUUGCACUCCCACCAUAUAUGUUCCAUAUUCGCCCCCCUCUCACCACAUCUCCAACAGCCAUCCAAGGCUGGUAAACCGUAUUUUUUAAGUCGAUCUGCAGUGUUGUACCAUCUAGUAACUCUUUUAAAAAAUAUAAUUUUUCUAGGAGUGCUCAUCUGGGCUUUCAUCCCCAUUUUGAACACAAAUGACCAAUCAUUGCUGGUCAUUUGAAUGUUCAAACCUUGCAUCCAUUUCAGUUGGAAUGAAGGGACAGUCUUCUCCAUAGCUCCCUUAUGAAUUAGACUAUAUAUACUGGACAGAUACCGUUUUUUCUCUAUCCCAGGACCACAAAGUGACUCAAACUCUGUUCUAUCUCUCGUCUGCCAAUAUGGUAACACUUUUUGGUUUAAGAAAAACUUUAAAUACAUGAUACCCAUUCUAUCUAUAAGAGCUGUCAUAUUGUCCCAAGAAGGGAACUCUCUUAAUCUAAUGGGUGUUCCAUCUGUUAUUAAACUUGUUACUGAAGGGUGUGCUUCUCCUGUUAACUUUUCCAGUAGCUUGUGGCCCGGCCCAAACUGGAAAUCCAAGUUAGAUGCUAUUGGGAAGAAUACAGAUAAUCCCGGGGAUAGCCCCCAUCUAUCUUUAAGUCUUCUCCAAAUAUGUAUGGUGUGGUUUAUAAUUGGAUGUUUAGAGGGUGAUAAUAAAUUUAAUUUACAAUUCUGCCAAGGCAGGGUCUUCAACUUAACCUUUAUAAAAUCCUGUUCUAUCUUGUACCAUGGCUUUUCCUUAUCUAUAGCUGUCUAUUCUCUAAUUCGCGCACAUAAUAUCGCGACAUAGUAUCUAUAAAUAUGCGGGAGGCCCAAGCCACCUCUCUCAACUGGUAAUGUCAAUAUAUUAUACGCAAUACGUGGAGUUUUAUUAUUCUAUAUGAAUGAAAGGAAUGUAGAUCGCAGUUUUCUAAAGAAAUCUCUCGGCAGUGAGACAGACAAUUUCUGAAAUAGGUAUAAUACCUUUAGGUAGUAUCAUCGUGUUUAUGAUAUUUACUCUCCCGAUCAAUGAAAAGGAGGCCUGGUUCCAUUUUUUUAGAUCCUAUUCAAUCUUUCUCAUUAAUUUUCCAUAAUUCAAUUUAAAUAAAUCUUUUAAAUGUACCGUCAGUUGUGUCCCUAAGUAUGUUAUACUAGUAUCUGUCCACUUAUAUUUAUAUAGCUUUUGUAAUUUCUCUUUAAUUCCUAUAUUUAUCCCCACUCCCAGUAUUUCGGACUUAUCUGCAUUUACUUUAAAAUUAGAUAAGCCACCAAAUUUCUCCAAUUCUUCAUGAACAUAAGGAAAUGUAUAUCGGGCUUCUAUGAGCAUAAAUAAAACAUCCUCGGCAAAAGCGGUUAUUUUUACCUCUCCUCCCGUAUACUUAUAUCCUUUAAUGUCCGUAUUCUUUCGUAUGGCUUCUAAGAAAAGUCGGCCAUCGCCGGCCCUUUAAAUGCUGCAGCCGCCUGAGCGCUCUAUAGAGAGUGCUCAGACGGCUGCCGCACUGCCUCACCUCCCCUGCCCUGUAGCGUGGCCGAGCUCCUUUCCGGUCCGCUACCCGGCGGGACUGACAGGAAGUGCACACUGAGUGUGCACUUCCUGUCAGUCCCGCCGGGUCGCGGACCGGGUAGGAGCUUGGCCACGCUACAGGGCAAGGGAGGUGAGGAGAUGAUUACAGGGAAGGAGGGGGGGGGGAAGAAGAUUAUAGGGGGAAAAAGAAGAUCAUAGGGGAAAGAAGAUUAUAGGGGAAAAGAAGAUUAUGGGGAAAGAAGAUCAUAGGGGAAAAAGAUUAUAGGGGGAAAAAGAAGAUUAUAGGGGAAAAGAAGAUCAGGGAGGGGAAGAAGAUUAUAGGGGAGGGGAAAAAGGUCAUAAGAGGGGAAGAAGUCAAGGGAGGGGAAAGGCCAUAGGAAGGGGGAGAAGGAUAGGAGAGAAGAUUGCAAAGAAGAUUAGGAGGAGAGAAAGACAAAGAAGAUUAUAGGAGGAGGAGAAGAUUUAGAGGGAGGGGAGAAAGAAUGAGGAGAGAAGAUUAUGGAGGGAAAAGAUCAUAGGGAGAAGAUCAGAGGAGGGGGGGAGAAGAUCAUGGGGAAGAAGACUAUGGGGAGAAGAUUAUGGGGAAGAAGAUUAUAGGGGGGGAGAAGAUUAUAGGUGAGAAAAGACUAUGGAAGGGAGAAGAUUAUAAGUGAGAAGAUUAUGGAAUGGAGAAGAUCAUAGGAGGAGAAGAUCAAGAGGGAGGGGGAGAGAAGAUUAUAGGGUAGAAGAUUAUAGGAGGGGAGAAAUUAUCAAGGGAAGAAGACCAUAGGAGGGAGAAGAUUACAGAGGGGAGAAGAUCAGAGGAGGGAGGAUGGAGAAGACAUGGAAAAAAAAAAAAAAAAAAAAAAAAAAAAAACAUCGAGGAGGGGAGAAGAAGAGAAGAUUACAGGGCGGGGGAGUGGAUAAGAUUACAGGGAGGCGGGAGUGGAGAAGAUUACAGGUAGGGAGUGAGAGUGGAGAAGAUCACAGGGAGGGAGGGAGGAGUGGAGAAGAUCACAGGGGAGUGGAGAAGAUUACAGGGAGGGAGGAGUGGAGAAGAUUGGAGCGAGGGGGUAGAAGAAGAGGAUUGAGGAGGAGGGGGAGGAAGAAGAGAAACUAUGGGGGACAGAAAGAUUACAGGGAGGGGAGGAAGAAGAGAAGAUUACAGAGGGGAGAGAAGAAGAGAAGAUCAUGAGGAGGUGGGGUGAGAAGAUUAUAGGGGGGAGGAUGGGAUUAGGGGAGUGGGGAAGCCAUGGGGGAAGAAGAUUAUAGGAGGGAGGAGAAGAUCAUAGGGGGGGAGAAGAUUGAGGGGGAGAGAAGAUUAUGAGGAGGGGUGGAGAAGAUUAAGGGGGGAGAAGAUCAGAGAGGGGAAAAAGAUCAUAGGAGGGGAGGGGGGAGAAGAUUACAGGGAGGGGAGGGGGGGGAAAGAUCAGGAGGGGGGAGAAGAUUACAGGGAGGGAGGGGAGGAGAAGAUUACAGGAGGGAAGAAGAAGAUUGAUGGGAGGGAGGGGAGAAGAAGAGAAAAUGGGAGGGGGAGGGGAGAAGAUUAAGGAGGGGAGAAGAAGGAUUACAGGGAGGGGGGAGAAGAAGAGAAAAUUACAGGGGGGAGGGGAGAAGAUUACAGGGAGGGGGGAGAAGAAGAGAAGAUUACAGGGGGGAGAAGAAGAGGAGAACACAGGGAGGGGGGGAAUAAGAGGAGAACACAAGGGGUGGGAGAUGAGAACGUAGGGGAGGGAGAGACCACUAAAGGAGGGAGGGGGCGGUGGAGAGACCACUAGGGGAGGGGUGUGAGGAGAGACCGCUAAGGGAGGGGGGUGGAGGAUAGACCACUAGGGGAGGGUGGGGGGAGAGGAGAGACCACUAAUGGAAAGUCGGGGAGAAAAGGAGACCACUAAGGGAGGUGGGGGGGGAGAGGAGAGACCACUAAGGGGCAGGGGAGAUCUCUAAGGAAUGGAAGGGAGAGCUCUAUAGGACAGGGGGCAGGACAGGGAGCUCUUUCACACCACACGCGCACACACACACACAAUGCAUCCCUAUACACACAGAAACACAACAUGCUUCCCUUACACACAGAGAAACACACAAUGCAACCCUUACACAUAAAGACAAUGCAUCCUUUGCACAUAUACACAGAAACACACAAUGCAUCUCUUACACACACACACAGAAACACAAUGCAUUUUUUACACACACUCAACGCACCCCUUACAGACACACACACUGCAUCCCUUACAUACACAGAAACACACUUUGCAUCCCUUAUGAAUACAAACACAAAUUCACACAAUGCAUCCCUUACACUCAACAAGAAACACACAAUGCAUCCCUUAUACACAAACACUCACGGCAUUCUAUCCCUUACACACAAACACACUGCUUCCACUACACACAAACACACUGCAUCACCUACACAAACUGGUAUCCCUAUACACUACAUUCCAUAAGCACACACAUUAGAUCCUCUACAGUAACACAUAACACAUCCCCUACACACUCUACUCCCUGUGAGCGAACUCAUGGGUGGAACAUGUAGGUGGACUUAUGGGUGGGCUUUAUGGGCAUACUCACCGUCAGGCCCUGGGGCCCAGACCUUGAGCUAUGUAAGAGGCCCCAAAAAAUGGAGCUGCUUCCCGUUCUCCCAGAACAUUGAAUUUUGUGACAAACAGCCUCCAGAGAUCCUGUUCUACACCAGACCAGUGGAGCCAGACUGCAGCCAGAGCCCAUCACCAUCCUCAUCUGAUUGUAAGUAGGCAAUCUAGUAUAUUAUUAGUGACACUAAUCUCUAAUUUACCUCACAUUAAAUGGACACUAUAGUCCCCAGAACCACUGCAGCUUAAUAAAGUUGUUCUGGUAUCUAUAGUUUGUCCCUGCAGGCUUUUUAAUGUAAACACACACUGUGGGCAGCACUGGCAUUAGUUCAUAUGGCAGAUCAUAUGGGUGGGGCAUUGCGAUGUCCCGGGGGGGAGGGGGAAGGGGCAAAUCUUUCUUUUGCCUAGGGCUGCAAAAAUCCUUGCACCGGCCCUGAGGACAGGGGAGGCAAGACUUGCAGGCACUAUUACAACUUCAAUAAGAUGAAGUUGUUAAAGUGCAUUCAGUGUUCCUUUUACUUUAUUGGUUCUUCCAUUCUAUGUACUGAACAAAAAUGGCAUAAUCCUUUCUCUACAGACUCCAUGCAUGGGGGGAGACUCUGGAAGAAGCUUUUGAGCAAUGUGCCAUGGCAAUGUUUGGUUACAUGACAGAUAUUGAGACAGUGGAACCGAUUGACACUGUGGAAGUGGAAACAGAAGGUGAGCUUUCAUUUGUAACAUUUAUAUUAAAUUAAAGCUGAUGUUAGCAUCACAUAUUCUACAUUACUGUGUGAGCUUGGAUUCCCGAAAUUUUCCCUGUACAGGUGGCCCUGGCCAGGAUAAAACAAAAUAAUUCUAAUUUGGCCAGCAAACCAAAAGAGAAUUCACAACAAUAUUGAUGAAAGUAAGCCAUCGUUUGUAGUCUUGGAGAUCUGCAUUUAUUUUAAUGUCUAAAGAAAGCAGGAUUACAUUAAUGACUUCAUGUAGAAUAUUCAUUCAAUGUGUAUUUAAUCUCUUAUACUGCAAACUCCCUACCAUAUUGCUUUUACUAUAACAUUGUUUUGUUUUUAUAUAAUGUUUUUGCAUUAUAACAGAAAGUUGACUUUAGUCCCUACUUUGAUGUCUGUAUUCUAUCUUGCCACUAUUAUUACACUGUUUGCAAAUGUAUUUUCUUUUUAACCAAAUUUAAAAGCUGAAUUCCUUUUUUCUAUGCUGCUGGCAAUGCGUUGUUGCAAUAGCUCUCAUUUGUCCCCAUCACCCCCACUACAUGCAUUUAAACAAAGGAUUACCUGGUGUCACCUGUUUUGUCAAAUAUUCUUACCAGUUGACCAAUUAAAUCAGUACCACCCCUAGGAACUAUGUCAUUUUGUCCUUCCACUCCUUUAGGUAAAUGGGCUAUUAAAUGAUGAGUGAUCUACUGACUCUGUUGCAGAAGCCUUCUGUUCUUGUUUUUUUGACUGCUUAUUUUUCUUUAACGGUCAUCUACAGUGUUUACAAUUAUCUAUUCAUUAUUGCUGUUAGUACUGUUAAAGUGAGCUAUUAGUAUGACUUGCUAUUGUUCUCUUUGCUGUUGCUUACAUGUGUAUGAAAACAUGUGUAUCAUAAUUACCCACAUUUGCGCAAUCAUAAAUAGAUCCACCAACACAUGUGCUCUCUUAACUAUUUUUAAAGUGGCCACUAUACAUAUCAAGAUGGUGUAUGCAACAGGACAGAGUGAGGAGACAAAUAUAACGGUUUGAUGGCAACAAGUAAACACAUUUCAUGUAAAUUUAGUACUUAAUUUUUUUAUUAUAUUAUUUACAUUUAUACAGGGGAAGAUUUGAUAUCCCUCCUUUACCACUUCCUGGAUGAAUGGCUAUACAAAUUCAGUGCAGACCAGUUUUUCGUACCUAGGGUGAGAAUUGUAUUAUUGUCUAUUUACUGCUACUGUUGGUAAACAUUCUGAAAAAUAAUAACCUCUCUUCCUGUUCGGUAGGAAGUGAAGGUGCUACAUAUAGAUCGAAUGAGCUUCAAGAUCCGUUCUAUUGGGUAAGAGUAGUCACCAAUGUAUGUUUUAUUUAUUUUUUUAAAUUGGGGAAACUCCCAAAAUAAAUUCUAAACUACUUACUUUGCAUGUAAAAGAUAAAACUAAUUAGCCUUUUGUAUUCGUCUUUGCUGAAGGCUACUGUCUUAAACCAAGUUUUCAAUAUACUGUGAUCACUUGGCUCUUUGGGAAACAAUGGGGGUUGUUGUCCACCUGCUGGAAGUGGAGGGAACACUGCAAUGCCGUCCCAUGUCCAGCAACCGACAUAAGCACCCAACUGGAAACACGCUGAUCACAGGACUUGGGAGUCAAGACAAACUUUUAAGGAGUUUAAGACAGGAUUGAUAUAUGGAGGGCUCAGCACCCCGAUAUAAGAGAUUCUUUCUAUUCUAACCCACACAGAACUUAUUCCGUAUAGACAUGUGCCUUAUAUUUACUAAACUCCUCCCAUUAGUAGCCAACUCGGAGAUCAAUAAUAUCACAUGAUCAGACCAUGAUGAUAUAGCAAUGUAAAUUAAGGACUUUGACAGCCCCGCACUGGACAUGGCGACUCAAUUUCUUAUUGUUAAAGGAUCAACAGUUAGUGAAGGAGCUCUCACUUUGGGUGCUGACAUAACUCUAGAUAAAGUCCUAGCGGCCAUAUCGGGGUCUGAUGGUUUUAGUGUGUUGGGGACCAGGAACCAGACAGAGACAGAAAAUAGAUGCAAAACACCUUUAUUAAUAAAUAUCAACAAAUGAAAUAAACCAAAAGCAAAGUCCAGGAGGCAAGCAGGUAGUCAGACGAGACAGGAUCAGGAGAACGGAGAGCUGCAGAGUCAGGAACAAGGCCAGAAGUCAGGAACCAAGACUACACAGGAAACAGGAAGUCUUCUGGGAAACAGGAAACUACGCAAGGGCAAGGAGUUACUGGAACUUGCUGCUUAAAUAGGCUGAACUGAUUAGCAUAAGGGCUGGCUACUAACAACCAGGUGAAUAACCGUUGAAACGGUAAUGAAGGAGCUGAUUGUUAAAAGCAGCUGAAUAGCUCAGACACAGAGAGAGGAAAGGUUGCUGUUUAAAACAGCAGAGAAAACAUGACAUAGUGGAAGUCAUUACAAAACUUUCCAAGAUAUACUAGCUCCACAUCUCUUGAAGAUUGUCAAUGAUUGGCAUGGGGGAGGUACACUGCCACCAGAAAUGACCCUAGCUAACAUAGUGCUUCUGCCAAAAGAAGGGAAAGACCCGACAAGGGUGAACAAGUAUAGACCAAUAUCCCUCAUCAAUACGAACACAAAAAUCAAAGCAAAGAUACAAGCUACUCGACUGGGAUCUAUAUUAAAAACACUUAUACAAUCUGACGAGGUAGAUUUCAUCCCCAGCAGUUAUUUGAAGAUACUAGAAGGGUGCUUGAUUUGGUGUGGAGGAUGGAUUCUACGGGAACGCCUUCUUUGUUCCUCUUGUUGGAUGCAGAAAAGACAUUCGACCGUGUGGAAUGGCCAUUCAUGUUCAGCCUCAUGAUUGGGAAUUUCCACCCUCUUUUAUACGUGGAGGACGAGCCCUCUAUACAGAUCUCAAAGACCAACUCUUGGUUCCUGGUGCACUGUGCUUUCCUUUUCCACUCCGCGAUGGGAUGAGACUGAGAUGCCCUCUCUCCCAUGCAGUUUGCGCUCUCUUUAGGAUUGUUGUUACAUCUCAUUUGAAAUAACUUUGUGGUUGAAAAUCAGCACUUUUUGAUAUUGGAUGAUACUCAUAAAGCACCUUCUUGUUUGGGUAUAGAAUAGUCCUUUAAAUAUGUCUCAAAGGGCUUCCUAACAGCUACUAGAGGUGCUUUGGCUGUGAGGACAGAGGCAAACUUGCUUUUCACAGCUAACCUCCAUUUCAUUGGAGGAGUUCAGUGCUGAGCACAAGUCGGCUUUUCAUCCUUAUAAGGAGCAUUGGAUUAUGGUUGUGACGUCGCUGGAGGCUGGUUAACAGGUUUAUAAAUCUAAUGCACUAGUAUUCCACUUGGCCUAAGCCACUCCAGCCUUUCGUUUCCACCCCAGGCUUUGUGUACUAGGAGAUUACUGUUUUUUUUAUUAAGCCAUUCUAAAGAUUUUACAAUAACCAAGGGGAAUACACUCAACUCAAGCUGUAGAUGUCAUGCUGCUUGGUGUACCUUUAAACUCACAAAGUAUAGUUAAUAUACAGAGGUGUUUUUCCUUUGAAAAAUGGAUUGACGGGGAAAAAAAACAGAAAAAACAAAACUGUGACAUUGACAGACAUGAAGGAAACUUCAUAUCUAUUGUCUCAUCAAAAGCCACUUUGAAGAUGUGAUAACAUUGCUCUUUUAAUGCCUUUUUUCUUUGUUCUGCAGAUGGGGAGAAGAGUUUAAUUUAUCCAAACACCCUCAGGUAUGUGCCACACCUACAGUAUGUAUAUCCAUUGAGUUCUGCACGCUGAAAAACAUUUUUAUGCACAGAAUUGACAGCUCUUGGCUGUCAAUGUCAUGUGUGAUGGGGCUGCAAAUAGCCGCCAGGACACAUUUUGAAUUGUCUUUGUAUGCACAGUAUGAAGUGGUCGUGGUUUUUGUAAUAACCCUGUAAAGCUAAAAAAAACAUUUUUUAAAACACAAAGCUCUUAUAUAAAGCACAGCAGUAUACUAUCAGCAUUAACUUCUUCUGACCAUUUCCUGUUUAGAGUUAAGACCGCUAUACUGUUCAUAUAUAAUUUAAAACUUACAGUGAGCUUAAUUGGUAUAUUAUUAGCAUUUAUAAAGAGCUGGCUUAUUCCGCAUCAAAGGGACUAGCAACUAAGCAACAAGAUGGGAAAGUAGCAGAACUGGAAGGGGACAGUGAAGUGUGGAUAUUUAACCCCUUAAGGACCAAACUUCUGGAAUAAAAGGGAAUCAUGACAUGUCACACAUGUCAUGUGUCCUUAAGGGGUUAAAAGAGAACAAGAGACAGGUUUGUGAAAUGGAAGUUACUCUGGGAGGCCAUAAACUUUUCUGAAGAGGUGGGUUUUGAGGGACUUCUUAAAUGAUUGAAGACUAGGGGUGAGUCUUAUGGGGAUAGCCAGGCUGUUUCAAAAGAAAGGAGCCAUCCGUGAGAGGUCCUGCAAGCAUGAGUUAGCAGUAAGGGUACGAAGGGCACAGGCAGGCGGAGGUCACCGACAGAACAGAGAGACAGAGAAGGCGCCUACCUACAAAUUAUGGUAGAAAUGUAUCAGGGGAUAGAGUUGUUUAGAGCUUUAUAGGUAAGGUUUAGUAUUUUGAAUUGCCUCCUAUAGAGUACAGAAAAAAACCAUAUAAGGAUUGACAGAGGGGUGAGGAGUGACUGAAGGAAAAAAAAUCAAAAAAAAUCACACUGGUGGAAGCAUUCAUUACAGUUUGUACCAAGGCACUAUGGUUUCGUGGGAGACCAAUUAGUAGAGAAUUACAGCAAUCCAUGCAAAAAAACUACUAGAGCGUAAGCAAGCUUUUUAGCAGCAUCUUGUUUAAGAAAGGGGCUAUGUUUUUAAGGUGGAACCAGCAGGAUGUGGCAACAGACUGGACGUGAGGUGUAAAGGUCAGGCCAGAAUCACAGAUAACCGCAAGACAGCGAGCUUGCAAAGACAGACUGAUGCGGGUACCAUCGACUUGCAUGGAGAUCCAAAAAAGGAGGAACAGUAUUAUGAGGAGGAAAAGAAACUCCGUUUUAGAGAGAUUGAGUUCUAGAAAGCGGGACGAAAUGGAAGAAAGGCAAGCGAUGACAUGUUUUAGGAGAGGGGGGGAGAGAUCUAUCUGGGUGUCCUUGGCUUAGAUAGUAGCUGAAUCAAAAGGAAUUAAGUUUGCCAAGAGAGGCAGUAUAAAGAGAAAACAAAAAAUGACCAAGAACAGAACCUUGGGGGACUUGAACCAAGACAGGACGAUGGGAACUGGUGUCAUUAGAAAAGGCAACACUGAAAGUUUGGAGAGAAAGGAUGAGAUCCAUGAGAGGACAGUGACACGGAGACCAAGGAAUUGGAGAGUUUGAAGAAUGAGAACAUAAUUAACAAUGUCAAAGGCAGCAGAGAGGUCAAGAAUUAGUAGGAAGUAGUGGCCUUUAGAUUUAACUGCGAUUAGAUUGUUAGUUACUUUCUCAGAGUGGUCUAAGUAGAGUGGAGGGGGCGGAAGAGGGUCGAGGAGAGUAUUGGAAUUGAAAAAGCAAGCCAGUUGUUCUAAAAGCUUUGAGGAGAAAGAAAGCAGGUAUAUGUGAUCAGGGGCGUAUUAGCCGCGAGGCAAACAAGGCAUUUGCCUUGGGCGGCAUUUUUCAGGGGGCGACAAAAAAUGCCGCCCUCCAAAUGCCCAGGGCAAAUGCUUAGUUAGCCUUGCGGCUAACAGACAUCCCGAGCAGGCGGGCGGCUGGCGAGGGAGCACUUCCUAUGAGCUGACUGCUCAGCUCCCUCACGCGCCGCAGAGUGAGGCUGGGAGCCGGAAGAUGACGUCAUCUUCCGGCUCCCAGCCUCACUCUGCAGCCGGCGCGCGAGGUAGCUGAGCAGUCAGCUCAUAGGAAGUGCUCCCUCGCCAGCCGCCCGCCUGCCAGCGCCACCUGCCCGACCUGCAGCCACUGGACCACCGGACCACCAGGGAGAGAGACCCCCCCCCCAGCACUCCCAAAGGUAAGGAGGUUGGGGGGGGAUUUAAAUUAAAAAAAAAAGUUAAAGUGUGUGUGUGUGUGUCUGACUGUGUGUGUGUGUUUGUGUCUGACUGUGUUUGUGAGUGUGUGUGUUUGUGUCUGACUGUUUGUGUAUGUGUAUGUGUCUGACUGUGUGUGUGUAUUUGUCUGUGUGUUUGUGUCUGACUGUGUGUGUGUUUGUGUCUGACUGUGGGUGUGUGUGUUUGUGCCUGACUGUGUGUGUGUGUUUGUGUCUGACUUUGUUUGUGAGUGUGUGUUUGUGUGUGACUGUGUUUGUGUCUGACUGUCUGUGUCUGUAUGUGUCUGACUGUGUGUGUGUGUGUGUGUUUGUGUCUGACUGUGUGUGUGUGUAUGUGCCUGACAGAUUGACAGAGGGGUGAGGAGUGACUGAAGGAAAAAAAAUCAAAAAAAAUCACACUGGUGGAAGCAUUCAUUACAGUUUGUACCAAGGCACUAUGGUUUCGUGGGAGACCAAUUAGUAGAGAAUUACAGCAAUCCAUGCAAAAAAACUACUAGAGCGUAAGCAAGCUUUUUAGCAGCAUGUGUGUGUGUGUGUGUUUGUGUCUGACUGUGUUUGUGUGUUUGUGAGUGUGUGUGUGUGUGUGUCUGACUGUGUGUGUGUCUGACUGUGUGUGUGUGUGUUUGUCUGACUGUGUGUGUUUGUGUCUGUGUGUGUGUGUGUAUUUAGAAGGUGGGGCGGGGGGAAGGGUUGGGUGGGGGUGGCGCAGGGGGCAUGGAGAAGGCCUGAAGGGAAGGGAAGGUACUGUCUAAGUGCGGCUGAGAGUAAGAGUUGUGAAGAAUUAUUCACUUAUAUGGUUGAUCUUGUCAGUAAAAUAGCACACAAAGCUAUCGGCUGAAAGUUUACUUUGGGGGGUGGCUACAGCAGAACAAAGGCGUUAGUUGAGGGUAUCAGAGCAACGUUUUGGAUGUGGGAGAAUUAACUGAGAAAGGAAAUAUUAUUGUUUAGCAAGGGUGAGGGCUGCACUGUACAAACCCAAAAUGAAUUAAUAAUGGAGAAAGUCUGACAAAGUACGAGACUUCCUCAAGCAGCGUUCAGUUGAACAAAAGCAUCUCUACAGGUAGCAGGUCGACUUAGUGUGCCACAGUUGGAGGCACAUUCUCCUUGAGAUGUAUGUUUGAAGUGUGGCUGCAGCGUACAGGGCAGAGGUGAGGGUAGCGUUAUAUAAAGAGUUAGCCAGAGACGGACAGGAAAAGGUAGGGAUGGAUGAGAGUUGAGAAUUUACAUCAGCUGACAGUCACUGGAGAGAAAGAGAAUUCUGGUUCCUCCUAAGUUUAGGAGGCUUAGGCUAAGAUUGUUUGGUGAGGGGCCUCUCAAAAACAAAUUAUUAGAGGUGGUGAUCUGAAAGAUGAAAUGGAGUGUUACAGAUAUUAGAAACUGUGCAUGCAUUGGGGAAAAAAACAAGAUCAAGGGUAUUGUCUGUUACAUAUGUCCGAGAAUUAGCCCACUGGGAUAGUCCAAGGGAAGAAGCAAUUGAAAGAAGUUUUGAAGCUACUAAGGUCGACGGUUAAUUGGAAUUUUAAAGUCCCCAAGAAUUAUAGAAAUAUUACUUGAAAGACAGUAGGGAAGCCAGGCAGCAAAAUGGUCAAGGAAGAGCAGAGGGGAACCGCGAGGGGGGUGUAAAAAAUGGUAACGUUUGCAGAGAUGGGCUUGAACAGGCGCAAUAAGUGAACUUCAAAUGAUUAGAAAUAGAGGAAAGGGGAGAGGGUAGAGGUUUAAAGGACCAGUGGUUUGAAAGCAGAAAACAUACUCCACCUUUAUUUUUAGAUUGUCAUGUCAGAGUUAAUUGACAACCACCAAAGGAUAACAAGGCAGAAUCAGAGGGAGAUAACCAUGUUUUCAAAACGAAUAAGUCAUGAUUUAGUAAUGUUGCAAACAGCGAGUGCAUGCCAGAGGGAAGUGCAAAAGGAGUACUUAAAGGGAGAGUUGCAUGGGAUGGAUAAAUUACAUCAAGAAGCCACAGAACAAUGUUUCCCAAUUUACCAUAGCAUGCCUGCACCUAAUUUGUUAAGUCUUUUGUCUUGAUAGGGAACAGAAGUCAAAGCCAUCACAUACUCUGCCAUGCAGAUCCACGAGGACGAAAAGCCUGAGGUGUUUGUAAUUAUUGAUAUCUGACUGCUCAUAUGGAUGGUGGAUCUAAGCGUGAGCUCUGGAGGGAGAAUACUAUGUAACUUAAACUACAUACGAAAUUAAAUUAUGUGUAUGAUACAGGAUAUUGAUAUGUUGUUUACACUGAGAUAAUAAAUAUUUUUCAAUUAAAGAGUCUCUUAUUCAGUAUAAAUUGGAUUUUAUUCCUAAAACACUAUUAGAUGCAAUUGUAUACAGUUUCCUGUAAAUCCAUAAUACUAUUUACACGCAAACCUGGCAGUCACAUAUAAAAACUCACUGCUUGUGGUGUAUGAAAUUAGGAAGGAAAGCAUUUGACUACAGCUCCUACGAUUUAUCGCUCUUUAAGCUAUAUUUUGAUUUCAAUUACUCUAAUUUCUUUUUUACUAUGGCUGAUGUUGCAGCAGUAUGGGUACAUCUGGUGACUAAUUUGGAGCAGAUUAUAUCUGGGUUGCAGCUAUUCUGAGAAGAGAGAGAAACUUGAGGGAUUGCAGUCUAGUCUGGCUGGUGAGCUCAGAAGGUGGGAGAAGUGGUCGAUCUCCUUGCAUGAAGAGGUCUGAUCUUCAGGAUUCUAUUUGUAUCCUGUCAUCCCCCUAGGACCGGUGGGGGUUAUCCAGGUCCUCGCUCUUAAGCUUACCUCCUUGUUGCACAUCCUUUUGCAAAGGCAAUCUGGAUGCGGGGCUGCAAAUAAGCAUUGUACUCUGCAACUGACGCUGAAUGGAAAGACAUAUCCAGACAUGAACCCCAACUCAUCUCAGUUGCCCUGCCCACUGCUCUCUAUCUGGACCAGGAACCCAGACAGUGGUUCACCCUGUCCACAUUCCACAACACCUGGAGGAUCUCUACUAUGUGGGACUACCUGGUGACCUUGACUGUCACUUGUCAUGGAGAGGUCAAUAAAACAUUUUUCGCAAGUUCCUGUUAGACUGUGCUUGAAGGAAUGGAGUACGAGGGCACUAUUAAACUGAAAACAACAGUUGUAUCUGCAGCUGUGGCUUUAAAUGCCUGCGACGUGUGAUCUCUAGCAACACUUGGCAUUUUGACUGGCCCACAGAGAGCUUGUGACAGGCUUUAUUCUCGCUCCCUGAUCGGGGAAUCAGAUUAAGGCCCCCAAGGGCUGAUGGACUGCGUUCUUACAGCAAAGGGAUAUUACUACUGUGGAGCGCUGGUGCAGGGGGCUACCUCUUUGUUUUAUUCUGUUUAAUGAAACCAUUUUAUAGUAUUUUGUUAUUUCCACAUUAUUGAUAUAACAACCUGUUCUGGUGGUUUAUAUUCGCUUGAUCUAGUUAUAAUACAGUGUUGUUAAUUUAAACAAAUGACCUUCUUCUGAUCUAGCGGUUACACAUUGGGUUUGUUCUCUCUAUAACUAUGUAAACAGAAAUGAGGUAGUUGUGUAGCUCUUUUGAAACUAAAAAAUACUUAGCAUUGUCCUACUCUAUUUAUCUUGACCAAUGGAGCUUUUCUUAAUAUUGCUUGACUUCAUUUGCAGACCUUACUCUGUGUGUAAUCUAGUUACCUCAAUAAAAAAAAAAUUACAAGAGAAAUGUAAAAUGACAAGUUUUUUUUAAAGUGAUCCUUCAUUCCAGUGCAACUGUGAAAUGGUGAACUUUGUUCUAGCUAACUGCUAAAUUACUUUGACAGAAAAAAAAUGUUGAUAUAUUGCAACAGCAUAAUGAAAUGGAGCUCUGCCUCUAUAACACACUAUUUGCCAUGAUGGGCAAAAAAAAUUCUUUAUCCACAUCUGCUGGAAACAGAGAUUUGAUAACAGAGUAUCAUAGAAGUAGUAUCAAAGUUUCUAUGUGGGGAAUGUUGACCCAAUGUGGCAACCAUCGGCAUAAAUAAGGCUGAGUAGCUAAAUAUGCUUUUUUUUCCUCCUCCUGUUAAAUACGCAAAACAUAUAGAUAAGAACUUCUAUAAAAUACUGUCAGUGAUCAGUGUUUUUAAGAACACAACAUGCUUAAAGCAAUGGGAAACAUUAUAGCUACAUGCCAGCUACACAUUUGAUUUUGGAUUUUGAUUCUUCCUCUUCACUGUCUACUGUAUGCAUGACCAAAUCUGAUUCUGGUUGAUCACUCCCAUUCUCUUCUCUCCCAUCUUCUUUGAAACUCCAGCCCUGCUCCCUCUCACUUUCUGGUGGCAAAACGAGGGGCUGGUCAUCUCCAAAAUCAAAGCUCACAUUGUCCAAACCAGCUUCUGUUAGGCAUGUGUGACAAAGACGGUAUCGUCUAGUCCCAUCUUGAAUAACACGACCAGUCAUGUUUGUCACUGGGAGUUUGCACCGUCGACAGAUGAGUUUACCAGCUUCAUGGAUCUAGUGGCAGGGUGAACAGGGAAGUCAAAACAUGUUAUUACAUAAUGCUAGAUUGGAUAACUACUCUUAUACCAACUGUGAUCUAACAUAUGUUUAAACCCACUGGAGUUGGUCAUACUUCCAGACAAUAUCAUUAAACAAAAAUAAUAACAGAAAUAGACCACCUUGGUGUAUUUUAAUUGGAACCAUUUGAUUACAGUCAAAAAUUAAUGUCUGUUAAAGUGAACAUAUAGUCCCGAAAAUGUAUUUAUUUUUUGGGGACUAUAGAUUCCCUUCUGUUAUUGUGACCACUGUCCUCCCACCUUUGCUAAUGUAAAAGUGAACUAAAGAUUACUCACUUUGUUUCCAACGCCGCGACUCCUCCACUUCAGC